This is a messenger RNA of Vollenhovia emeryi, 7393 nucleotides long. Its product is annotated as homeobox protein 5-like. The transcript is spliced from 18 exons. Gene Ontology annotation, cellular component: nucleus. Gene Ontology annotation, molecular function: RNA polymerase II cis-regulatory region sequence-specific DNA binding; zinc ion binding; DNA-binding transcription factor activity, RNA polymerase II-specific. Bases 188 to 5830 code for a protein of 1880 amino acids. Lineage: Eukaryota; Metazoa; Arthropoda; Insecta; Hymenoptera; Formicidae. Gene Ontology annotation, biological process: regulation of transcription by RNA polymerase II. The record is from RefSeq and is a predicted model, not a curated record.
UGCUGCGCUGACGGGAGGGAUGAAUAAAGUGGAGCACGACGCGAGAUACGAUUGCCGCGGGAUGACUUGUCGUAAUCGCGCGUAUCCUGCGCUCUAGCUCACGGGGAUGUGCGGGACAACGUGACGGCGUGUAAAUCGCGCGGAUAACUCGGCGCAUUUUGGCGAGGUUUAAUCAAGACGCUUGAGAAUGGCGUCCAGGAAAACGAGGAAGAAUCACUCGAUACAGCAUCUGCUCGAGUUGCCCUCGAACCGGGAGUCGAAAUUAUCGCGGUUUCCCGUGAAGGAGCAACUGCCGCCGUCCAUGCCAACCCCUCGGCAAGUUCCGGUGACCGUGUUGCAUCCCUCUCCGAAAAAGUUAUAUCUGAGCAAAACACGGCAGGCUGCCUUCUCGGCCGACUUGCAGCAGUCUCUCUCACGAACAGUCAGUCCAACCGCACGCCAGCAAGAGCCGUCCCUAGUGAGGCGGGAAUAUCCCCGCCAAAUCAUGAACAAGGUGGACGAUCGAGUCAGAUCACCGGGAACAUCACGAUGCCUGACCGCUACUACCAUGUCGCUUUCCAUCUCGCCCUCUAGCCCCGAAGAACCUGUUACGCUGGUGGAACUGACCAGCGUGCCGGGCGGACAGAAUGCGAUGGCUCAUCUCAAAAAGCGGAAGCUGGAAGCAGAGUCGGUCACGCAGAAUCCUAAACAAACGCAGCAGCCGUCGCAACAGUCGCAGCAGCAAUUGUUGAUCGGCAGGAAGGGCUUGCAGACGAGCGCGCCGCAAGAGAUGGAGAUGACUGACGCUGCUACGAAGCGGAGGAGGAAAAGCGUUCGUGAGGAUGAUGUGCGAAAAACGAUCGACGUCGUUGAUCCUAACAAAAACAUACCGUUGCCCCAGAAGAAGCGUGCGUUUACAUCGGGUAACUCGGGUAGUCCAGCCAGGAAGUCGAGCAAGCACAGCGAAGAGCCCGAAGACGACGAGACCCUCAUAAGAGAAACGGAGGCCGCGUUGAAGAGUCUGUCGGGCAGUUGGCCGGGGCCUAGGGGAUCCUUGUAUCAAAGAGGCAAUUCGGAUGAAGAUAGAUACGAGUCCAACUUUGAGAAUCUCUUCGAGGAAAAGAAAGAAAAUCCUAAAUUGUCACCCUCGUCGAUAUCAACAUCUUCGAGUACGAGCAACGACACCGGUUGUUCGUUGAAGGACGUGAUAACUCUUCGCGGGCAACAGGAUCGAUCGGGUAAGAUACAAUCGAGUAAGCAGCAAGAUUCGAAGCAACAACAGCACCCGACCAAAAUUAAGAAAGACCUGGACAAUCUGCUCAAGAUAGAGAACGAAUGCGCCAAUAUUCAGUCUCAAGUUAACAACGUAAAUCAGAACGAACCGCCGAAAAUUAGACCGAUUUCCGUUCGCUCGUUGUCAAGUAAAGAGAGGAAUGAGAGGAACAUGGUGAGCGCACACAUUGACACUCAGGGAAGGCAAUCAGACAAAUAUUCCAGGUACGACCCGCCAGAUUUUAACGAGUUAGUCGAUGAUUCGUCCAACGAACUAGAAAUUGACAUGUCGGAUCCGGCGGCUGACAAGGACGAGGGUGAUCGGGACAGGUCGAACGACCGGGAGCGGGAUCGGACGUGCAAAAACGGUCAAUCACCUCAAAAUAUUAGUAGACAACAGCAGCAGCACCAACCACUUUACACCAACUAUCAAAGACAAUAUAACGAUAGCAAUAUGAAAGUCUCGUCUGCGGGAACUACGUCGUCCUCGUCGCCGCCAGCGAGUUCUCCGUUUUCGGCAACAUCUGCCUUCAGGCCGCCUAACACGGACCAUUCGAAAGCGUCGUGCCGCGGCUCUUCGUCGGUCCCAGUAGCCACUUCGGCGAUUCCACCGAUUGGCCCGUAUCCAGCCGCCGCUACAUUCGUCGGAUAUCCGACGCCCGGACCAACGAUGCCAACGCCGCAGCCUGUGCCCGGCAUCUCGCCCACGUCCGGGGACAAGUCUACAGUCUCAUUAUUGCAGCUCAAGUCCUCGAAGGAGGAGAGCCAUCACGUGACGGCUCAUGACGUAGCUACCAAUUCUGGGCCUCCCAGCAAAAGUCCUACCGGCGGCCUACCUUCCGUCACGAGUCCCGACUCCUCGAAACAAUACACGAUCCUUCAGCCCGCGGGGGUGGGCUCCAGGGCGGCCAGUGCGAUUCAGGAUAUCGCGAGGGAAGGGGUGGUGAGUGUUGCCGCUGUGAGCAGUUGCACCACCGCGAACAGCGGCAGUGCGAGCAACGUCAACACCGCGAAUGCGAACGGCAACGGGGUGGCCGGCAAUAAAACUACCAACGGGAACAACGGCGCUAAUGACAGCAGCAGUACUGCGAAUCCUGUCGGGAAUCCUAAUGCAAACAGUAUCGCCAGUAUAACCAUUACGACUGCGUCGACGACCACUACUACGUCUAGUCCGACAGUCGCUGCUGAUGUGCCUUCGGCGAACGGCCAGCAGGACAAUGUCAUGAAAAUGCCAGAGAGACCCGGUACCUUCGAUAGUGGCAGGCCGGGAAUGUCUAUGUCUCCGUCCAGUCUCGGCAGAGAGGGCAACAAGUGCCCGACCCCAGGCUGCACGGGGCAGGGUCACGUGACCGGACUCUACUCUCACCACCGCAGUUUUUGUGCUUACAGUCUUUCUGGAUGUCCACAGAAGGAUAAGUUAACUCCAGAGAUUCUGGCGAUGCAUGAGACCAUAUUGAAAUGCCCGACGCCUGGUUGCAACGGCCGCGGUCAUGUCAGCUCCAAUCGGAACACACACAGGAGCCUGUCCGGAUGUCCCAUCGCCGCGGCUAAUAAGCAGGCCGCACGCGAGGCACGACAAAAGGCUCAAGUGCCAGGAAUACCACCAGAGUACAUCAGCACGAAUCUGUUACCCCCAUCAAUGGACACGAAGAGCUAUUCGCAGUACGGCUCGGCAACGCAAGACACGAAACCCGUACUGAGCAGCCUGACUUACGACUAUUAUUCGUCGACGACGAAGAACGCCGGGAUUAACGUGAAGCCCCCGAAAACGCCGGAGGACAACAGCACAUCGCGUCCAGCGAAGGUGCCCAAGACGGAGAACAUGACUCUCAGCAGCAGUUGCUGCACAUUAUCCAUGAGGAAUCAGAACACGGGCGACUUGUUGGUCCCCAAGACGGAGGAUGCCGCGUCCUGCAGAGUGAACUCGCCCCCGCCACCGCCGCCGCCCGCGGUACGGCAAACGUACGAUUCUUACAUGAGCCAGGAUUCCAACUCCUCAUCCAUGUCGUCCAUGGACGCGAUGGGCUCGAGGUCGUCCAUAGGCGCGACGAUCCACCACCCUGGCCAGCAUCCGACGCAUCAUGUGCUACCGAUGCAGCCGGUCGCCUAUCCGAUGCCGAUGGUGGAAGACACCAGAAUGAGCCAUCAGAUGUCCCAAAGGUCCCCUUACGAACCCACCGCUAUGAUGGCUGCGGCAGCGGCCGCGGCAGCCGCCGCUACCACUACGGAAGAGCUUUAUCAUCACAGAUCGGCCGAACACGCGAGAGCGUAUAUGCAUCCUGGCGCUAGUAAUAUCGCACGACCAGUGGUAACGUAUUCCAAUGACAUAGCGGGUGGUAGAGGCUACGAGAAUGCGGUAGUGAGCGCGGCCAAUCAUCGACCCUACGAUCCUGGUACCACCGCGACGUACGAAAGAUACGACACACAGUCUUGCGCGUCAAUCCCGUCGCAGCAACAGCAGCAGCAGCAGCAGCAACAACAGCAGCAGCAGCAGCAGCAGCAACAGCAGCAGCAACAGCAGCAACAGCAGCUUCAUUCGAGGGCAAAUAUGUAUUAUCUGGGACAAACCGGCAUGACGCCAGAAGAGCAGGAACGAGUUUAUCAUCAAGAAGCUGCGGCGGCCGCGCAACAACAUCAGAUGGCGAUGGCUGCCGCUACGGCAGCCGGAAUGAUAAAGACUGAAGAUGGUAAUUUGUGCAAAAUUGCCUCCGCACGUGUUCAAGACUCAUAUGUAACUGAAGAUCACAUCUCCAUGAAUGUUGCAGUGAAAUGCGUUACGGUCGCGCAAAUGCAGCAAAUGCAAAAGCCCGGUGGACCGCCUACCUCGCCCGGGGGAUCAGUGAUGGAUUUGUCUACCUCCAGUGUUACGUCCACUAGCCCGCAGGCACCACCCUACGGUUCGAACAGCCUCAGUCCACAAUACGGAGGGGGGCAGACGGUGGGAAGUAGUCCUCAGGCCGCAGCGAGUCCCCACUUGACGGCUAGCCCUCAAGUUCCUAGUCCUCAAGGCCAGACUCUCGAUCUUAGCGUCAAUAGACUCCACAGCGGUGCACCCAGUCCGCAGUAUUCUACCGGCCACGGGGAAGCCGUCGCAGUUCCGGUGGGUCCGGGCUUCCCAGCCCCACGACCGAUCGAAGAGCAGACUGAGCCCGUUGAUUUCUCAACGGCGAACGAGCCGGUCAAUUUCAGCGGGGGUCCGGGAAUCAGGCCUGUACCCGGGUUUCCGCCGCCUGGAGUGCACGUCACGGCGUACAGUCGCGAGAGCACACCCGACAGCGGGGGUUCCCACUACAUGGACGCCUACCGAGACCCCACCGGUUACGGGCCCAUGAGUCCUCACCCAGGAUACGGGAUGACCGGCGUUCAACCCGAAUAUCCUGGGAACACGUACACCCCUUAUCCAACUGCAGGUUACAAUUGCGGUGGAACUUACCCGGGUGGCCCGGUGACUUCCGGUUAUCAGAUUCCAGCGGGUUACACCCCGGCGCCGUGCUACAGCAUGCCACCCCCGCAGCACACGGUUGGACCCCUCGAUAAACCAUCCGGCAAGGACGACAGCCUCUCCGGAUGCCCACGUGCCGACCGCUCGCAAAUCCAGGCGCACUCCCAGGAGCUCAAGUGCCCUACGCCAGGCUGCGACGGUUCUGGACACGUCACGGGAAAUUAUUCGUCCCACAGAAGUUUGUCCGGCUGUCCGCGGGCCAACAAGCCGAAGAGUAAACCUCGAGAUGGUCAAGAUUCUGAACCUCUGAGAUGUCCAAUCCCGGGUUGCGACGGGUCCGGCCAUGCCACUGGCAAAUUCUUGUCGCACCGCAGUGCAUCUGGGUGCCCGAUCGCGAACAGGAAUAAGAUGCGGGUGUUGGAGUCCGGCGGUACCGUGGAGCAGCACAAGGCGGCCGUGGCUGCCGCGACGGCUAUGAAGUUCGAGGGUGUCAAUUGCCCUACGCCCGGAUGCGAUGGACUCGGUCACAUAAACGGCUCCUUUCACAGCCACAGAUCCCUGUCGGGCUGCCCGAUAGCCAGCCACGCCGUGAAGAAACCGAAACCGGAGGACAAUAUGAGCAUGUACGGCAGAGGAAUCACCGGGUUGGAAGCCGGUGGUCCGGCUCACGGGGGUGCGGUAGGCACGGGUCAGGGUAACUCGAGCGGUAGCGGGACCGCCGGUGUUCAGAGCGAGGAUCUCUACACACUGGAGGCCGAGAUCACCGAGCUCCAGAGGGAGAACGCCCGGGUCGAGUCGCAGGUCUUGCGCUUGCGCUCGGAUAUCACCGCUAUGGAGAAUCAGCUGAAGCAGGGAGAUAAGGACACCGUAACGAUAGCGCAGCGCAACAACAAUCUGACCGAGUACUACCAGUCACUGCGUGACAACAUGAUCACUCUGCUGGAGCAGGUGCGAAUACCGAACGCCCCGGGCGGGCCGCAGGAGAAGAUGGGCCACGAGAACUUCGACAGCUACCUGACGAAGCUGCAGACUCUGUGCACCGCCGACGGCUACUGCGCCGACGAGAGCAACCGGCCGAUUUACGAAACGGUCAAGACCGCUCUGCAGGACUUCACGGUCCUGCCGACACCCAUCUGAGACCAUCCUUAAAGAUCGACGAUCGGGUACUGAGCGUCGCUCUCGGGACCCGCGCGACCAAGCGAUCCGGCGUAUUCGUGACUCAGCGGGCCGCAGCACGUUCCGCUCUCGUCCACCUCGAGGACACGAGUGCGAUGACGGAACGGUGCGGGAGAGAACGGUGCCCAGUUCCCGUAUUAAACGUACACACGCGCAUAGGCGCAAGGUAUCAAGUCGACGUGAGAGCACGCACCUCGGAUAGAGAGCAAGAGAAAGAGCGAGAGGGAUUGAUUCUCGAGGGAACUGCGUCGAUCGUGACCGAGCUCCGCGGAUCGGCCUAUCGACUUGGGAGGAACCCGGCUCCGUGACGCGUGUGAUUCAUCCGGAUGUUGUGGCGGAUCAUCCGGCCGUUAGCCGUGCGUCACGCGUACCUACUACACACUUGCGUACGUCGCUCGCGUGAAUUUCGGACUACGUCACUUGGCGACGUCAGCUUGCGAUCACGUGCGGAUCGUCGGGUGACGAUGCCGGUGAAAGUCGUCGCGGCCGGUCGAGCAUGACGACCGGCCCGGGAGGCUGCUUAGGAAACGCUUAAUAACGGCACCUAACCGGUACGACGGCUCCGUCGGAGCAUCCGAACUGAGCGAAACGGACUACCACUUUGCGGGGGUUGCGACGUUGUCCCCGUAACGAUAUAUAUCUUUUGUACAUAACGAUGUCUUGCGUCAAGUAUCACGAUCGACCGCGCGGCCGCUGUCGCCGCCGAUGUACAUACACAGCGGGAGUAAUUGCGUUUAUAUAUUAUUCGACAGGUUGAUGGUCAAGUCGCUCUAAGUCGUGUAAAAAUUCAUUCGCGUUUUAGCUACGUAUCGGACUCUCGCCACACUCAACGUUGCGUAACUGUUAUCGCCGUUUAAGCGAGGUCAGCGUUUUACGAGGACCGGUUCCGCCGACGACGCUUAUCUGCUGAAAAUCCAAAGGCUACUUGCAACUACCGAUUUAUCGGCUACCUACCACCUAGUCACUAUUAUUAUUAUUGCUAUUAUGAUCAUCGCAGGUAUUAUUAUUAUUACUGUAACUGUUACAGCCAGCCGGAUCUCGUUUUUAGCGACUAAAUCAAUCGUCAUUAUUGCUACCAUUAACUCUUACUACUGUCGAUAAAAUAUAGUCACGAAGUAUACCAACGUAUUUAUAUAAUAUUAUCGAGUCUAUAAGAAACAAAAGCGCGAUGCGUUGUCCAUAGGCUGUACAUAGUCACAGAGAUAUACAAUUAUUAUAAGGACAAGAAUCGUUGCCGAUAACGAGCUGCGAUUUUGGUGCGACGACGAAGAAAGAGGAGGAGAGAGAGAGAGGGAGAGAGAGAGAGAGAGAAGGAAAAGAGAGAAAUGCUCACGAGGUCAUGCGUGACCUCUUCAUCAACAGCUGUCAAUCGUAAGUCCGAUGCUCUGUCGAAUUUAUGCUUGUUCGAGGCGAUUGAUUCAAGUCUCGAUCGUGUUUCAUCAAGGACACAAGGAAGGACCGAGCCUCGCGUCUCUUCACGACACGACGCGACCAAUUCGGUCGGAGAAUAUUCGUUCGUAUGUG